Messenger RNA from Rotaria sp. Silwood2, 4284 nucleotides. The record is from the annotation of a GenBank genome assembly. NCBI's taxonomy places the organism in Eukaryota, Metazoa, Rotifera, Eurotatoria, Philodinida, Philodinidae.
AUGACCAACCGAAUCAAAUUAGCGCUUAAAUUGGGGGAUUCAAAAAAGAGUAAUGAAUUUGAAAUCAAUGAAACGUCGAAGAAAGAUGAUUUUUCAUUGAGUGAAAUUGUACGUUAUGGCUUUCCUUAUCGACCAACAGCACUUGCUUAUGAUCCUGUACAAAAACUUCUUGCUAUUGGAACAAAAAAUGGUAUUAUUAAAAUUUAUGGCGGUGCAUUUGUCGAAUGUUCGUUAUUACAUCCAACUGAAGUUGAAAUAGUUCAACUGGUAUUUCGUGUAAAUGAGGGUGCAUUGAUAAGUGCAUGUCGGGAUAAUUAUAUUCAUUUGUGGAGUUUACGUCAAAAGAAACCAGUUAUAGCCAAUUCACUUCGAUUCGUUAAAGAAAAAAUCAGUCGAUGUCUUCUUCCUCUUACUUUUAAUUCCAAGUGGCUUUUAGUUGGUACACAUGCGGGAAAUGUUUAUGUGGUUAAUCUUGAUACAUUUACACUUUCAUCAUAUAAAAUUAUGUGGAAUAAUGCCAUUGGGAUGGGUAAAAAUACACAUCCAGGUACGGUUGUUGACUUAUGUCAAAAUCCUGAUGAUCCAACACGACUCUAUAUUGGCUUCAGUACGCAUUUAUCUUCAACAAAUAAUGCUCCUGUUGGGCAAGUUGUAUGUUGGAAUUUGCAACAGAAAACAUCUGAAAAUGUUUAUACAUUACAACAGGGUUUAACAUCUAUUUCAUGGCAUUCAGAAGGUCGACAAUUUAUGUGUUCACAUUGUGAUGGAUCAUUAUCUGUUUGGAAUUUACGAACUCUUGAUAAACCUGUUAGCAUUAAUUAUCCGCAUAGUCGUAUUUCAAAAGAUGAAGCAAAUAAAUUUGGUGCAAUAUCAAAAGUUAUUUGGACUUCUAUUAAAAAUUCAAAUGAUACAUUUAUUAUUUUUUCUGGUGGAAUGCCACCUCAAACUGAUUCACAACAAAUUUUAUCGACUAAUACUACUGUUAAUACACCACCGCCUAAACCAUCAUCCUAUUUUUUGACCAUUCUUCGUGGUCAAACAACUAAUGUACUUCAUAUGGACAAUCCUAUUGUUGAUUUUCAUAUUGUAACAGCAUCUCCAUAUAUUUCUGAUGCACCUGAUCCGUCAGCAAUUAUUGUUUUACUUGAAAAUGAUCUUGUUAUGAUUGAUCUUAAAAGUGAAAAUUAUCCUCUUUUUGAAAGUCUUCAUACAUUAGAUCUUCACGAAUCACCUGUGACUUACUGUGACUAUAUGACAGAACCAAAUACGAUUUUUUAUCAAAAUCUACUUCGAUUACAAACAAAACAAACACCAAAACGUGCUUAUAGUCAACAGGAAAAUCCAGUAUCAGGUGGUAAAUCCGGUUCGACUAUAUUUGGUUACAAUGAACUUAUUAUAACUGGUCAUGCUGAUGGUUCAAUUAAAUUUUGGGAUGCAUCCGGUUGUAAUCUUUUAUUUUUAUAUAAAUUACGUACAAAUCGUUUAUUUGAUCGUACACAAUUAACAAAUCCAUUAUCUUCAUCAUCAAAUAGAAAAGAUCUAAAUACAAAUAUUAAAUUUGAUAUAAGAACAUCACGUGCAAAUAGUACUAUAAGUGACGAAUCAACUCAACAACAAUUAAAUUCAAUAAAUUUAUCAAAUGAAUUAAAUGGUUAUGAAUAUCCAUUUGCAAUAUAUUCAAUAAAAAUGUGUUGUGAUGGAAAAUAUUUAAUAGCUGCUGCACGUGGUGGUCAUGUUACAUUAUUUAAAUUUACUGGUUCUGAAUUAGAUAAAGCUGAUGAAGGAUUAGGAGAUUUAUCAUGGUUAGAAAUUCCAAUUUUACAUAGAAAUUCAUCAAAUGAUCAUAUUGAUACAAAUAUAAGUGGAAAUUUUUCAGGAAUAACUGAUUUACAAGCAUCAUUAUCACGACAGAAUGCGCAGAAAAAAGAUUUUAAAAGUUUACUUCGAGCAAAAAUGGGUUAUCGACGAAUGGCUGGUUAUCAACCUGAACUUGUUUGUCUUUUAUCAUGGUUACCCAGUGAUAAAAUACCUGUCUUAGCGGAUAUUUCAAUUAGUUCAAAAUAUGGAUUAUUAAUACUUGGAUUAGAGAAUGGUCUUGUUGUUAUUGAUUAUUUAAGUAAAUCUAUCUUAAUGAAUAUGGCCACUGCUGAUCUUUAUGGUACAAUGGAUCCAUUUCAACGAACAACAGUAACAGCAACAUCUCCAAAACGUCGAGGUACUUCAAAUGAUUCCAAUAAUGAUGAUAUACUGUCUGCCGAUUGUCAACAUGAACCACUCAGUCCUUCACCUUCAGUUGAACCAGGAUCAUCAAAAAAUCCUUUUGCAUUUUAUACUACUGGACAAAUGUCAAAUAAACUUCGUGCAAAACCAUCCAAUCAAGCUCCGUCUCAAAAUACGCCUAGUGAAAAUGUAUCAACAUCAUUUUUUCGUUCACGAUCAAGUGAAUCAAUACCUGGUAAUGAUCAAACAACAGUAUCACAUUCAACAGGAGGAGGAGGAACUACUAGUGGUUAUGGUCUUCAUGAAGAAAAACCACCGAGUGUAACAACAUUAUCAAAAACAUUCAGUACACUUCGUAAACGUUUAUCACGCCCAUCAAAUUAUAGUAAACAAGAAUCGGUCCUAAAUCGUAGAAGUUCAAAUCAAACUGAAAAAGAUAGGCCUGUAAAAAGUGGUGGUGAUGAUAGUGAAACAAGUAGUGCAGGUGAAGAAAAUAAUCAAUCAGCAUUUACAGAAAUACGAACAUUAAAUCAAGAUUCAACAAGAGUUCCUUCUGCGCCAGCAACAUCAUUGAAAGUACAUCGAUCAUUACCAUCAGAAAAAACAACAUCAACCCUUACAGCGUCACCAUUAACUGCAAUUGAUUCAAAUGAGGCAAAUGAUGAUAGUGGAAGUGGCAAUGAAAGUACAAAUCUAUCAAAAACUUGGGCACCAUCGACAUUUACACGUGCUCAACUACGUGGUACAUGUUCACUUGAAUAUACUGAACAUAUGCGAGAUAAAUCUCAUAAACGAAAAGCACAUAUGAUUGAUUUACGUAAAGAUGAUGAGUAUCAUCAUCAACAAUCAAUUACAACAACAUAUCCAAAUAAAUCAACGACUAUUGAUCUUCCACGUUCAACAAGUAUUUCAAGUUUGGAUAAUAUUGUUUUAAAUGAAAGUGUAUGCGCUAUACAAUUUUCCGAAUCAUUUAGUUAUAAAAAUGAUUCUAAUCUUUCACCAAGUGUUUGGCUUGGUACAAGUACAGGUUGUGUACUUGUUAUUAAUUUAAAUAUAACUUAUGAGCCUCGAAAUAUAAGCGUUGUACCCAGUGGAAGUGUAUUUCGUUUGUGUGGUCGUCUAUUACAUGUUUCAUUUCUUGAUCAUAAGGGAGUCAUAAUAGCACCUCCCAGUGAAAAAUGGGAUACAAAAAAAAUAAAACCUAUUCGACCAACAGAUGGUACACAAGAUUUAAAUGCAUCAUCCAUAUUACCAAGUAGUAAUUUAAUGUCUUCCCAAGUUGCAAGUACUCUGUCAAAUAAUAUACAAUAUGCUGUUUUUUGUUCAUCAAAACAAGCUCGAGUUGUUGCACUACCAUCACAAGUUUGUAUAUCCAAACAAAAAAUUUAUGACUCACUUGGUGCAUCAGCAUCAAGUGUAUUUCGAGCAGUUGUUGUUAAAAUUGCAGGUUCCUCUUGUUUAACAUGUUAUGCAUCUGGUGGCCGUAUACAUGUGUAUAGUUUACCUAGUUUACGUGAAUUAUUUGUUACUAAUCUUGAUAUAGUUGUUGAUUCAUUCAAAUCAUUGGCUGCGUCGACAUGUACAUUUACUGAUCGAGGUCAUGGACUUUUUAUGUGUUCACCAACAGAAAUUCAAAAGCUUAGUAUUGCUUCAGACGUUAAAGAACAAGUCAAUGAAAUGCUUUGCGAAUUGUAUGAUCCAUCAGUAGUAAUGCCUGCAGCGCCAAAACAAAACUUUUUCGCCAAAAUUUUUGCUUCAAAUUCAUUUGUUGAUUCAGAUCAAUUAUUUGGUGAAGCUGCUGGUAAAGCACCAUUUGGCAUUGUUAAAAGAGAAGAUGUUAAUGCUAAUAUGAAUCGAAUGCGUGGUACAGUUGAUUCAGUUACUAAUGUUGUUGCUGAUACACGAAAUAAAUUAAUUGAACGUGGUCAAAAACUAAGUGAAGUUGAAAUGGCAUCCAAACAAAUGAGUGAACGUGCUGAAGAAUUUGCUACUUUAUCACAUAAAGUUAUGUUAAAAGAAAAAGAAAAAGCUGAACGGUGGUCAUUUACAUCGAAGAAAUCGUGA